UAUCCCUCUCCUCUAGUGCAGCCGCCGCCGCCGCUCCCAGCCCGCGGUCCCCUCGCCUCCGCCGCCGCCUCGGAGAUCUUCCGAACCCUUCCGUCAACAUGGGGAAGACACGUGGUAUGGGAGCUGGGCGCAAGCUCAAGACCCACCGCAGGAACCAGAGAUGGGCUGACAAGGCCUACAAGAAGAGCCAUUUGGGCAAUGAGUGGAAGAAACCCUUUGCUGGGUCAUCUCAUGCCAAGGGCAUUGUUCUGGAGAAGAUUGGUAUUGAGGCUAAGCAGCCUAACUCUGCUAUCCGUAAGUGUGCCCGUGUGCAGCUUGUGAAGAACGGGAAGAAGAUUGCUGCCUUUGUGCCCAAUGACGGUUGCCUGAACUUCAUCGAGGAAAACGACGAGGUGUUGAUUGCUGGAUUUGGUCGUAAGGGCCAUGCUGUGGGAGAUAUUCCUGGUGUCCGAUUCAAGGUCGUCAAGGUCUCUGGUGUGUCUCUCCUGGCUCUCUUCAAGGAGAAGAAGGAGAAGCCAAGGUCUUAGGCUGCUGUAUCUUGGUUGGCAGGCAUGGAAUAGACAAUAUGAAGGCUUUAGAUGCUUAAGAAGGAUGGUUCCUUGCUAAAUUUAAAAUGCACUUUUUAUAUAAGAUUGUGUUGGUAAAAACCAUGUCUCGUCAUCAGAUUUUGCUUCUGUUAAGGGGAAGUACUAUGCUGAGUUUUUAUUUGAGCAGGCUAUGCUUAUGUGUGUUAUUUGAGGCUUUUGACCCUUGUCCAGCUAUUAGUCCUGUUCAACGUUAA
Messenger RNA from Oryza brachyantha (malo sina), 781 nucleotides. Its product is annotated as 40S ribosomal protein S23. Gene Ontology annotation, molecular function: structural constituent of ribosome. Gene Ontology annotation, biological process: translation. Bases 99 to 527 code for a protein of 142 amino acids. NCBI's taxonomy places the organism in Eukaryota, Viridiplantae, Streptophyta, Magnoliopsida, Poales, Poaceae. The transcript is spliced from 4 exons. Gene Ontology annotation, cellular component: ribosome; cytosolic small ribosomal subunit. The record is from RefSeq and is a predicted model, not a curated record.